This is a messenger RNA of Prunus avium (sweet cherry), 525 nucleotides long. RefSeq lists its product as uncharacterized. Gene Ontology annotation, cellular component: plasmodesma; plasma membrane. Gene Ontology annotation, biological process: defense response to other organism. The record is from RefSeq and is a predicted model, not a curated record. Lineage: Eukaryota; Viridiplantae; Streptophyta; Magnoliopsida; Rosales; Rosaceae.
AUGGCCACAUCCCUAGUUCCACAGCCCCCGAAAAUCAAACUCAACUCUCUCUUCAUGUUGAAAAUUAACGUCUCAAACACAAAGCUAGGGGCCAACUUUGACGUGGCCUUCACAAUAGAGAACCCUAAUCUAGUCUCGUGGAUUCACUUUGACCGCAUAGAUGGUUCGAUUUCUUACAAAGAUAACGCUCUCAUGACAUACUCGUUGGACCCUUUCGUACUGGGAUUGAAGGAACAUAGAAUGAUGCGAGUGAAGAUAUCCGCGAAUGGAUUACAGGAAGAUCAGCCGGUUGUGAAGGAGAGGGUUUUGGAAGAAAUCCAUAGGCAACGUGAAGAUGGUGCUGUGAAUUUCAGCCUGGAAAUGUUUGCACGGGCUACGUAUAGGACCGGUUGGUGGGGGACAAAGUCUGUUUUAAUGAACCCUCAAUGUUUGGAUUUGAGGGUUGGCUUCUUGCCUAAAGUUGGGUUCGGAAGCUGGAUUAGUGGAGGGCCUAUGACUUGCGCAGUUCCCAUGCUAAUUGACUAA